This is a messenger RNA of Hevea brasiliensis (rubber tree), 1053 nucleotides long. RefSeq names its product MADS-box protein JOINTLESS. Gene Ontology annotation, cellular component: nucleus. Gene Ontology annotation, molecular function: DNA-binding transcription factor activity, RNA polymerase II-specific; protein dimerization activity; RNA polymerase II cis-regulatory region sequence-specific DNA binding. Gene Ontology annotation, biological process: positive regulation of transcription by RNA polymerase II. The transcript is spliced from 8 exons. Bases 269 to 991 code for a protein of 240 amino acids. Lineage: Eukaryota; Viridiplantae; Streptophyta; Magnoliopsida; Malpighiales; Euphorbiaceae. The record is from RefSeq and is a predicted model, not a curated record.
AUUCACAACUCGCUCCCUCAGUCAUUGGAGCCUUUUUAAUGGUUUCUCUGAAGUUUCUUUCAGACCAAACAAAACCCAAAGAAAGGGCACCAACACCAACCUCCCCAAACUGGCAAGUGAAAGAGAAAGGAAAGUAUUAGUAAAUUCCAUUAACCAAUCAACAUUCAUUCUUCUCUUUCCCUAUUAUUGGUGGGAAGUUUCUCUCUCUUCUCUCAGUUAUUUUGGAUCUGUGGAAUGCUCCUCUCUUUCCUUGAACUAGGUAAAGAAAAUGGCUAGAGAGAAGAUUCAGAUCAAGAAGAUAGAUAACGCCACGGCAAGGCAAGUCACCUUUUCUAAACGCCGAAGAGGGCUUUUCAAGAAAGCUGAGGAGCUUUCCGUCCUCUGUGAUGCUGAUGUUGCUCUCAUCGUCUUCUCCUCUACUGGCAAGCUAUUUGAGUACUGCAGCUCUAGCAUGAAGGAAAUACUAGAAAAGCAUGACUUGCACUCGAAGAAUCUUGAGAAGCUAGAACAACCAUCUCUAGAGUUGCAGUUGGUAGAGGACAGCAACCACUCCAGGUUGAGCAAGGAGAUUGCAGAGAAAAGCCAUCAACUGAGACAAAUGAGGGGAGAAGAGCUCCAAGGAUUAAAUAUAGAAGAGUUGCAGCAACUAGAAAAGUCUCUUGAAGCUGGCUUAAGCCGUGUGAUUGAAAAGAAGGGAGAGAAAAUUAUAAAAGAAAUCAGGGAACUUCAAACAAAGGGAAUGCAAUUAAUGGAAGAGAAUGAACGACUUCGACAACAAGUGGUGGAGAUAUCUAAUGGCCGAAAGCAGGCUGCUGCUGAUUCAGAGAAUUUGGUUUAUGAGGAAGGGCAGUCGUCGGAGUCUGUAACCAAUGUCUGCAACUCAAAUGGUCCUCCACACGACUAUGAAAGCUCAGAUACGUCCCUCAAGCUGGGGUUAGUGUUGUGCUAUAGUUUUCUGUAUAUGCUACUAAAUUUAACUUAUAUACUUUGAUUAUUUCCCAAAUUAAUAUGAUUUCUCAUUGGAAACAGAUCUUCCCAAGAUACUGAAAAUGC